Molecule: messenger RNA, 5378 nt
Organism: Nycticebus coucang (slow loris)
Lineage: Eukaryota; Metazoa; Chordata; Mammalia; Primates; Lorisidae
Gene: MYO1H
Product: myosin IH
Exons: 31
Coding region: 31-3099 (1022 amino acids)
Biological process (GO): vesicle transport along actin filament; actin filament organization
Cellular component (GO): plasma membrane; vesicle; microvillus
Molecular function (GO): ATP binding; actin filament binding; microfilament motor activity
Source: RefSeq, a predicted model, not a curated record
GAAGCGAGGAGGAAGCACAUUCGUCUGCACAUGGAGGGCACGCUGACUGCCCGGGACAAGGUCGGAGUGCAGGAUUUUGUGCUAUUGGAUGCAUAUACCAGCGAAUCUGCUUUUGUGGACAACCUUCGCAAGCGUUUCAGCGAGAACCUCAUAUACACAUAUAUUGGGACCCUCCUUGUGUCCGUGAAUCCAUACCAGGAGCUCGGGAUCUACACGGUGAGCCAGAUGGAACUUUAUCAAGGGGUCAAUUUCUUUGAACUGCCACCACAUGUCUAUGCCAUAGCUGACAAUGCUUACCGCAUGAUGUGCUCUGAACUAAAUAACCACUUCAUCCUCAUUUCUGGAGAGAGUGGGGCAGGGAAAACAGAGGCCUCCAAGAAGAUUCUCCAGUAUUUUGCAGUGACCUGCCCAAUGACCCAGUCACUACAAAUAGCCCGAGACAGAUUGCUGCUCUCCAAUCCAGUGCUGGAGGCUUUUGGAAAUGCUAAAACACUCCGGAAUGACAACUCCAGCAGAUUUGGAAAAUACAUGGACAUACAGUUUGACUUUCAGGGCAUUCCCGUGGGUGGGCAUAUCAUCAGUUACUUGAUAGAAAAGUCCCGAGUCGUCUACCAGAACCAUGGUGAACGGAAUUUCCACGUCUUCUACCAGCUGCUAGCGGGUGGUGAAGAAGAGCGCCUUGCUUACCUGGGACUUGAACGAGACCCCCAGCUGUACAAAUACCUCUCACAGGGUCAUUGUGCCAAAGAGUCCUCUAUUAACGACAAGAAUGAGUGGAAAACCGUUUCCAAUGCCUUUUCUGUCAUUGAUUUUACUGAAGGUGACCUUGAGAAUCUCUUCGGAAUUAUUGCCAGUGUCCUACACCUGGGGAACAUUGGUUUUGAAGGAGACGACCAAGGCUGUGCCACCAUCCCAGACACCCAUGAGAUCAAGUGGAUUGCCAAGCUCCUGGGGGUCCACUCAUCAAUUCUUCUGGAAGCUCUCACCCAUAGGAAGAUCGAAGCCAAAACAGAGGAGGUGAUAUGCCCAUUGACACUAGAACUCUCUGUCUACGCUAGAGAUGCAAUGGCAAAGGCCAUUUAUGGACGAACAUUUACUUGGCUGGUCAACAAAAUCAAUUCCUCUUUAGUUAACAAGGAUUUCACCAAGAAAACCGUGAUUGGAUUGCUGGAUAUCUAUGGGUUUGAAGUCUUCGACAAGAAUGGUUUUGAACAGUUCUGUAUAAAUUACUGCAAUGAGAAACUUCAACAACUGUUAAUAGAGAGGACUCUAAAAGCAGAACAGACAGAAUACGAAAUGGAAGGUAUAGAGUGGGAACCAAUUCAAUAUUUCAACAACAAGAUCAUCUGUGAUUUGGUAGAAGAGAGGCACAAGGGAAUCAUAUCCAUUCUGGAUGAAGAAUGCAUUCGUCCUGGUCCUGCUACAGACUUGAGUUUCCUGGAGAAAUUGGAAGAGAAAGUGGGCAAGCACGCACACUUUGAAACCCGUAAGCUGGCUGGUCCAAAAGGCCGAAAGAGGAUUGGCUGGAUGGAGUUCCGACUCCUCCACUACGCAGGAGAAGUCACAUACUGUACCAAAGGAUUCUUGGAAAAGAACAAUGAUCUCCUUUACAGACAUCUGAAAGAAGUGCUGUGCAAGUCCACAAACAGCAUUCUGAGGGAAUGCUUCCUGGUGGCUGAGUUAGAAAACCGGAGGAGGCCACCAACAGUGGGGACUCAGUUUAAAAACAGUCUGAGCAGCCUUCUAGAAAUUCUCAUCUCUAAGGAACCCUCAUAUAUCCGUUGUAUCAAGCCCAAUGAGAGGAAAGAACCCAGCAAGUUUGACGACUUCCUCGUAAGUCAUCAGAUCAAGUACCUGGGAUUGAUGGAGCACCUGCGGGUGAGACGGGCUGGCUUUGCCUACCGGCGGAAAUAUGAACAUUUUUUGCAGAGGUACAAAUCCUUGUGCCCUGAUACCUGGCCGCACUGGUGCGGGCCUCCAGCAGAAGGUGUAGAACGGCUGAUUAAGUACAUUGGCUACAAACCCGAGGAAUACAAGUUAGGGAAAACCAAAAUAUUCAUUCGUUUCCCCAGGACUCUCUUUGCAACCGAAGAUGCCUUUGAAUUUAGUAAACAUCAAUUAGUUGCGAGAAUUCAAGCCACAUACAAAGGCUGCCAAGGAAGGAGAGAAUAUGUGAGAAAAAGACAAGCAGCCAUCAGACUGGAAACCUAUUGGCGUGGAGCCCUGGCUCGGAGGGAGGCAGAGAGGAGAAAGUGGGCCGUGCAGAUUAUCAGAAAGUUCAUCAAGGGAUUCAUCUAUCGCAAUAAACCCCUUUGUCCUGAGAAUGAAGAGUUUGUAGUGUUUGUGAGGAAGAAUUACAUCUUGAAUCUUCGGCAUCAUAUUCCAAAGACUGUCCUGGACAGGAGCUGGCUGAGGCCUCCUGGCAUCUUGGAGAAUGCCUCAGAUCUGCUCAGGAAAAUGUGUAUGAGGAACCUGGUUCGGAAGUACUGCCGAAGGAUCACAGCUGAGUGGAAAGCAAUGAUGCAGCAAAAGGUGGUUACAAGUGAAAUAUUCAGGGGAAAGAAAGAAGGCUAUGCAGAAAGUUUAAUGCAACCCUUUGCCAACACUCGGAUAGAUGAAGAAGACAUUAAUCCCAAAGUGCUUCAACUAAUUAGCAAUGAGAAAAUCCAGUAUGGUAUCCCGGUCAUUAAAUAUGACAGGAAAGGCUUCAAGGCACGACAGAGGCAACUCAUUCUGACUCAGAAAGCAGCUUAUGUGGUGGAAUUUGCCAAAAUCAAGCAGAAAAUAGAGUACUCAGCACUCAAAGGUGUCUCCACUAGCAAUCUGAGUGAUGGAAUCUUAGUCAUUCAUGUUUCGCCAGAGGACAACAAGCAAAAGGGGGAUGUUGUUUUACAGUGUGAACACGUAUUUGAAGCAGUUACUAAACUCAUCAUGCUGGUUAAGAAGGAGAACAUUGUAAAUGUUGUUCAAGGAAGUUUACAGUUUUACAUUAGUCCAGGAAAAGAAGGCACCAUAGCUUUUAACACCGGACCAGAAGAACAAGUCUAUAAAGAUAAAAAUGGACAGUUAACAGUGGUGUCAGUCCGUAAGAAGUCCUGAUAGAGAAUGACAUCUGACUUCUACCAUUGACUUUUUCCCUCCAGCUGAGCAAAUUAUCAAGGAAGCAGAAAUUUGAUCCAAUUGGCUACACCAAGGAAAGAUUCCAGCAGCAUUGGAUAGAGAAUCACAUCUGAAGAAACUUGGGGUGAGGGGUGCUUAUUAUGCCAAAUCUUAACCCCAGCUUCUCAGCUGCCCUGGGCACUAUAUUAAAAUGUCUCCCUUAGGGAGCAACUGCAGGUCACCCGAGGGGGUGGUUUUAAAUAUCCCCAGUAGGGCCUACACUUGAUGGACAUUUCAACAGGUCUUUAUAGAGUGGGCAAGACUCUCUACCUUUGUCAAGUUGCCCCUGAGUUACAAUGAAAUAUGUACAGCAGGUCCUCAAAUAACAUCAUUUCAUUAUAAAGAUGAUGGAAAAAAAAAUUCCUGGCUAGAGCUGCUAUCGGUGGAGUGUAUGUGGGUUUUCUCUGGGUACUCCAGUUUCCUCUCACAGCCGCAGGACGUGCAUAAGAUGUGAACUGGCUACAUGGUCCCAGUCUGAAUGUGCCUGCAGUGGAAGAGUCCUGGCCAGAGUGGGUUCCUGCCUUAUGCCCCAAUUUGCUAGGACAUGCUCAGGCCACCCAAGACCCUGACCUGGAACAAGCAGGUUGGAAAAUAAAUGAAUAUAAAUUACUGCACAAUAAAAAUUUGCAUAUGAUUAUCAUACAAAUGCACAACAAUAAACGCUGAUACAAAAGCACUCAGCAAUCAAUAUUUGUGAGUAUUUGGUUCUGGUGCUCCUUAUAAUUUUUGCUAUGUAAGUAUCUGUUCCUUGAUUUAACCCACCACUACAACCAUCCUCACUAACUCACUAAACAUUGGGGAAUUAUCUUGUUUUUAUUAAUCUUUCUUAAAUGUAUCCCAUUUAUUUCAAUGUUUAGUAUUAGAAGUGUUGUUAUUUAGAAGUUUGGGGGUAUUUCUGUGACUAGGAGUAUGCUAUAGGAAUUUAACCCUUGUUUCUAUCCAUUAGCCUAUGGUAAAAGUGGUUUUGCUUCAAACUGAAGUUUCUAAGAACUAAUCGAUGACACUGAGGACUUACAGUAUAUGGUCUGAGAAUCAGCAAAGAAAAUUUCAUAAAGCUACAAAAUUCAAAUUUCACUUUAAAUAAAUGGAACUUACAAGCAUCAAGCAAUUGUGUUGUUUCUGAUGAGGCUUUUAAGUCCCACAUGGUGAGAUGAGUCCUCAACCCCCAAUAUUAAAUCAGUAGUAACUCCACCUGUCAUUCUGCUUUUGCCCAAGCCAGACAACCACUAACCCAAGACCUCCCUUCUGUGUUUAAAUUCAUACUCUACAGAAAAAUGACUCCUCUUUCGUUUUCCAUGCUGAGCAACUUUUAAGGUGGUAAGGUAGAAAAGUAGGGGCUCUGCCUUGCCUCUUCACUGUAAACCGCACCUCAGUGGCUCAGUGAUGCUGGGCAUUCCUGAAAAGACCCAGAAAGCAGAUUUAAAUAGAAGCAUUAUAUAACUUUUAUUUCAUGUAUGUCCACAAAUGCUUGUACAACAGUGACUACUUUAAAACUUACAGCAUCUUUUCAUAGCACAAAGAACAGAAAGGUUAAUUAACACCACGCUUAAAUGUGUUACCGUGACUUUGGGUGGAGCCCUAAAGAUAGCACACACUCAGGAGGGAGGGCUGAGUGUUGUUCACACUUCAGUGCUGAACAGCUGCUGUACAGCAAAUACACUUCAACAGGGCUGGGAAACCUGCACAGUGACUGACCAGCUAAUCUACCACAGGAAAGUGACAGAGAUAUGGCAGGAAUUAUCUCAGGUACAACCUCCCAGUCACCACAAGCAGAGGACUUAUUAAAAAAGAAGAAAAAAAAAAACUUGAUUACAACAGACUAGAAGCUGCUCCAUUUUUAAAAACUGUAUGCUAUUACUAUGUGAUAAAACCUUACUUUUUGCCAAUUCUUAGAUCAGUGUUUUACUUGGAUGGUUCUGAAAUAUUGACUUUUGUCCUUAGUGCUAACAUAAGCAAAAUCAGUUCCAUAUAAUAUAGAGUAUAUUUGAUAAGCGUGUGGACCAGCCAACACUGUCAGCUCAUGGCUACCUGCAGCUAACAGUAUCACUUACCAUGGAAUGUUUUAUGAACCUGUUCAUAUUCAAAACUGCAAAGUUGGAGGAAAAGUAAAGUUAGAGAGAGCUGCCAGGAACAUUAAGUCAUAAGGCAUAGGAGCCAAAAUAAAACAGAUUAACUUUAACUUACCACAAACUUACUCUUCAUACAAACAUUUAAAAAAC